AUGCAGGUCGCAGCCGGCUCGGCCCUGACAUAUUCCUCUUGGGAAGCUGCAGGCGUGUCAGUGGCCAUGGAGGAUGUGGACGCCGUGGAGAGGUUCCUGCACCGCGAUCAGGAUGGGUGGAUCGUGGACGUGGACGAGUUCCAGGUGGCGAGGGCCCUCCUGUCCGGGGAAGCGCAGCUCCUGGGUCGAGAGGUCGAUUCAUGGCACCUUUUCGAUUGGUGCCUUUAUUUCGGCCACCGAAACACGGCGCUGGCCAUGUGGUCGCAUGGGGUUCCGGGGUGUGUCAUCAGGGCCUGGCACGUUGCGGGCCCAGCGGACCGACUUCUGGAUGCAGACUAUGCAGAUGCCUGCGACAUCUUCGCGGUUUGUGAGUGCUGGGGUCCAUGGGCCACUUGCUCAGCAUGCAACUGGGGCUACCUUCCGGAGGAAGAGGGCGUUUGGAUGGAAGAUUGGGAUGCAAGUUUGCGGUCCGCGAAGAAGAAGGCAUCAAGAGCCGCGUCGAUGCCCUUCCUUCGCCAUCUGCUUGAGGCGUGCCGCUCCCAGGCUGCUUUUCCUGCAGAGGUCACGGCCGAAGCGAUGGCGCGCGUGCUCGACGUCGCCAUCCUCUUGGGGGAUGCAGAGCUGGCCGCUUGCUGCACCAGGCGUUGCACCCUCUUCCCGCUCAGGCGGUGGAGAUUUGAUGACUUUGUCGUCCGCAACCUGGUCUUUCUUCCCAUAAUCCGAGAGAUCCGGGAGAAGGACAUCCUGAAGGCAGCCUUGGCGGCAGGCGUCGGGCUCCAGAGCGUGGGAGAUUGUUUUUUUUCUGACGUCUCGCUUCCGGAAGCCAUCGUGCUGUCCGAGGAUGCCGAGCUCUGGCAGCUCGGGCCCUGGCCAACCGCCGCGCCCGAAAACAACAAGGCCAAAUAUCUCCUGACAGACGCUGCCGACGGCGAUUGGUGCUUGAGUUUCGAGCGUCUGCUCCGGGCGAAGAGAGCCGGCCUCACAUUGGGCACCUACAGGCUGCGAAGUUUUUUGCGGUGCACUGCAUGUCCGGGUUCUUGGCCUGCUACGGAAAUCUUUCUCUCACUGCUGGACCUGGCGAUAAUCUUUGAGCAAAGGGACUGUGCCGAGCUCUGUGGGUCCAUGGAUGUCUGCUCGACGGAGUGGACCCUGGGCUUGAGCUUGGAAGAACCUCCGGCAUGCAAUAUUUGUGGCAGCUCAUCAGUCAUCGAGCUAGGUCACCUAGGUCUCGGCGGUUUUUUUGGGAGAAUUGCCCGCUUGGCCCCACUCGUGGGGCGCAAAGCCGCGGCGGGCGAGGCCCUCCGCGCCGCGCUACGAGCGUCGCGCGGGCGAGCCCGGGAGAUGGCGGGCCUCGGAGUGUUGCAGGCCCUGCGCUGGUGGGCGCGAGGGAAGGUGUUUUCACCGGCUUUGGUGAAUGUGGUGCUGACUUUCUCCGCCGAGCGGCCGUCCCUGGCCCGAGCUUUGGAGGGACGAUGGGGCGAGCUGUUGCAGUCCCCAUGGUGGGAAGAGCCGGACCAACACACAGCGCCAAUGGAAUCCCUGCAAAGGGAUCGGGAUGAUGCUGAGCCUUUUCGAAGCGAGGAGUCGUGCGACACUGCGAGGCCGUCGGCAGACCUCGACCCGGCUUCCGGCGCACACGCGCCCGCGCCGCCCUCCCAUCUUUCAAGCGAGAAGCCCAGCGGGCCCAGCGGGCCCGACCAGGCGUCCACGGAUGACCUCCUUGCAGCCCUCCGCAACAGCAGGAGCGACCUGCCUCCACUGAGCGGGGACGGCGCCGUGAUCUUCCGGCUCACUCGGCGGGCCAACGCGGAAGAGGUCCACGCUGUCCUCUUCGAUGAGACCGGGCCCUUGUGGACCUUGCACCGCAGAGUCCUGGAGGCCGGCUGCGAAGUUUGUCCGACUUGGUCGCCCGUGAAGGCGCUCUUUGUGCCGCUGACCAGGAGCUCACGCAGCCGGACGCUGACGGCCGCUGGCCUAGUGCCAGGCACCGUCUACGAGCUGGGGAGCUGGCACUUGUUGGCCCUGAAGUCGGAUCUCGACCUCCUCAACCGGGCCUUCCAGGAGCUUCGUCAGAAGGAUCGGCCCAAGAUCCGUUGCGAAGCCCUUCGCGAGGGCGAGGAGGGAGCCUUCAUCGUGAUGGAGGGAGGGCUUCGCACGGAUUCCAGCGUCGGCUUCCCCGUGUACAGCGAGGUCCUGUUGCCUUGGUGCUCGGUAAAUGGCAGGCCAGUCGCCCCACUCACCACCACAGGUCUUGUUGCCUUGGUGCUGGGGCAUGAGAAUGGGCCGACUUGUACAGAACAUCAGACAUGUCGUGUUGCCUUGGUGGGUGGGCGCGCGGGGUGCGAGAGCGACUCAAAACGCCGAGCAGAAAAACAGCUGAAGCAGUACGAGGUUCGAGCUCACUGUUUGCUGGGUGAGAGCUAUCAGGCUUCUGCCCAGCAAACGCUUGAAGGGGCUAUCUCUGAGAAGUCUUUCUUGAAAUGUCCAUCCACGGAUGACCUCCUUGCAGCCCUCCGCAACAGCAGGAGCGACCUGCCUCCACUGAGCGGGGACGGCGCCGUGAUCUUCCGGCUCACUCGGCGGGCCAACGCGGAAGAGGUCCACGCUGUCCUCUUCGAUGAGACCGGGCCCUUGUGGACCUUGCACCGCAGAGUCCUGGAGGCCGGCUGCGAAGUUUGUCCGACUUGGUCGCCCGUGAAGGCGCUCUUUGUGCCGCUGACCAGGAGCUCACGCAGCCGGACGCUGACGGCCGCUGGCCUAGUGCCAGGCACCGUCUACGAGCUGGGGAGCUGGCACUUGUUGGCCCUGAAGUCGGAUCUCGACCUCCUCAACCGGGCCUUCCAGGAGCUUCGUCAGAAGGAUCGGCCCAAGAUCCGUUGCGAAGCCCUUCGCGAGGGCGAGGAGGGAGCCUUCAUCGUGAUGGAGGGAGGGCUUCGCACGGAUUCCAGCGUCGGCUUCCCCGUGUACAGCGAGGCAUGA
Molecule: messenger RNA, 2979 nt
Organism: Symbiodinium natans
Lineage: Eukaryota; Dinophyceae; Suessiales; Symbiodiniaceae
Source: the annotation of a GenBank genome assembly